This is a messenger RNA of Alosa alosa (allis shad), 8941 nucleotides long. It is a transcript of the gene nrxn3a, whose product is annotated as neurexin 3a. The record is from RefSeq and is a predicted model, not a curated record. NCBI's taxonomy places the organism in Eukaryota, Metazoa, Chordata, Actinopteri, Clupeiformes, Clupeidae.
AAAAGAAAAAAAUAACAAAAGAUAAAAUACUUCAAGGUGUGCUUCUUCAGGUAGCCCAUCUUGCGGUCUCUAUGCCUUUAAAUGUCAAGCACGGUGCUGGGCGGAGGGCGGACCGCGUGGCGCGCGUGAGCAUCCGGUGAUUGGCCAUCACCGGCGCACAGCGAGGGACGCGCGCUGAUGCGGGAGUGGACGGGUACGCCACCGCUGCUGCAAUCUCAAGCCUGCUCGAACACGCGGGUGAUAACCUUCAUCAGCGCUCACACCAAAGCCUGUUCUUGAUUCUGGAUCUAAAAACGCAUUUUGAGGAAUGUAUUAUGGAUUAUAAUGCGUCUGGAUAUUUUUGCCUCAUUUAAGCUGAGGACCUGAGGAGGAAGCGUAACCGUGGCGAUCCCGGAGACCUGAUCCAGAAGGCACCAUGAGGAGCGUGCUGUUCUUUACACAGAUGAGAGGCAGCUUCAAGGAACCCGGCUCCCCGAGCCUCUGUCACACAACCUGUGCUGUUUAAACACACGCACACACAUACACACACAUACACGCACACACACACACGCAUAAACACCUCAAUAAGCGUAGAUCUGUUGGUACAGCCAACAGAUCCCUCAGAGGAUACGCCUCAGUCCAGCUCAAACACGGCUGACCCUAUACUUCCCUCUCGUCCUCUUUGAGGUCCUCCUUUGUGGGAGUGGGAGAGAGAUCCCCCCUUGGCCUAAGAGGGCAGCUGGAGAGUCGUGCGAUGUAAACUGCCACAUGACUCUGCCAUUUUGUCUAUUUAGGUUCUGAAUUCACAUCUCUUUGGUCUCUCUUUCGCACAGAUUUUGUCACCCUUUUGGAAGACCUCAACUUACACUAACACACACACACACAUACACCCAUACAUACACAUUCACACACACACACACAGAGACACACACACAUACACACCCACACACUUGCAAACCUUUGGGGCGCAGCUAUAUACACUGUUGGAUAUACUGUGGAAUAUACUCAAUCCCAUGAGCCUACGGGUGAAGUCAAUGGUUGCUCGCUGCCGUUGCGGAUUAUAACUCUGCCCUGUGUGCCCAGCUCCCUCACCAUGGGUCCCCUCUUUGCCCCCCUGAAGCGGCAGCUCCUGCUGGGCGCUCUGCUAGGCGCCUGCCUGGGCCCGGGUCCCUGCCUGGGCCUGGAGUUUACGGGCCAAACCGGCCAGUGGGCGCGCUUCCUGCGCUGGGACGCCAGCACCCGCGGCGAGCUCAGCUUCCGCUUCCAGACCAACGCGUCUACGGCGCUGCUGCUCUACUUCGACGACGGCGGCUACUGCGACUUCCUGCAGUUGAUGGUGGUGGAGGGGCGGCUGCAGCUGCAGUUCAGCAUCGACUGCGCCGAGACGACCGUGGUGUCGGACCGCCGGGUCAGCGACGGCGCCUGGCACCUGGCCACGCUCGGCCGCUUCCACCUGCGCACGGCGCUGGGCUUGGACGGCAUGGUCAAGGCGGACGAAGUGCGCCCUCUGCGCCCGCUGCGCCAGUACAUGAAGGUGGUCAGCGACCUCUUCCUGGGCGGCGUGCCGCAGGACAUACGGCCGGCCGCGCUCACACUGCCCACCGUCAAAGAGCUGCCGCCAUUCCGCGGCCUGCUCACCGACCUCAAGUACGGCAGCAAGGUGCCCACACUGCUGGGCAGUCAGAAGGUGCGUCUGGACAUGGAGGGCAUUUGCGCCAUCAACCCCUGUGAGAACGGAGGCAGUUGCUCCGUCGUGGAUGGGGAACCGCUCUGCGACUGUUCCAAGACGGAGUACAUUGGCCGGUUCUGCAAUGAAGAGGUCAACGCCAUCCCAGGUUUGGCCCACAUGAUGAUGGCAGAACAAGCCAAAAGCAAAGCGAGGGAAGAGAACGUUGCCACAUUCCGUGGUUCCGAGUACUUCUGCUACGACCUCUCCCAGAACCCUAUCCAGAGCAGCAGCGACGAGAUCACGCUCUCCUUCAAGACGUGGCAGCGUGCUGCCUCAUCCUGCACCACGGGCAGAGUCGGCCGACCUCGUCCAACCCUGGCACUGAAGGGCCCGCCCGUCUCGCUCGUCAUCAACCUGGGCUCCGGCGCCUUCGAGGCCAUCGUGGAACCUGUCAACGGCAAAUUCAACGACAACAGCUGGCACGACGUCAAAGUCACGCGCAACCUGCGACAGCAUUCAGGCAUUGGACACGCUAUGGUGACGAUAUCUGUGGACGGCAUCCUCACAACGACGGGGUACACCCAGGAGGACUACACCAUGCUGGGCUCAGAUGAUUUCUUCUACGUGGGAGGAAGCCCAAGCACUGCCGACCUGCCUGGAUCCCCCGUCAGCAACAACUUCAUGGGCUGCCUAAAGGAGGUUGUCUACAAAAACAAUGACAUCCGGCUGGAGCUCUCCCGUCUUGCUCGGAUUGCUGACCCCAAGAUGAAGAUCCAGGGCAAUGCCAACUUCAAGUGUGAGAACGUGGCCACCCUGGACCCCAUCUCGUUCGAGACGCCUGAGGCCUACAUCAGCCUGCCCAAGUGGAAUACCAAGCGCAUGGGCUCCAUCUCCUUUGACUUCCGCACCACCGAGCCCAACGGCCUAAUCCUCUUCACACACGGCAAGCCGCAGGAGCCCAAGGACGUGCGCAGCCAGAAGAACACCAAGGUGGACUUCUUUGCCGUGGAGCUGCUGGACGGCAGCCUGUACUUGCUGCUGGAUAUGGGCUCUGGGACCAUCAAGGUGAAAGCCACGCAGAACAAGGUGAACGACGGGACCUGGUACCACGUGGACAUCCAGCGAGACGGACGAGCUGGAACCAUAUCGGUGAACAGCCGCCGCACCCCCUUCACGGCCAGUGGAGAGAGCGAGAUCCUUGACCUGGAGGGCGAGAUGUACCUGGGGGGUCUCCCGGAGAGCCGCGCUGGCCUCGUCCUGCCCACGGAGCUGUGGACCGCCAUGCUCAACUACGGCUACGUGGGCUGCAUCCGCGACCUGUUCAUCGACGGCCGCAGCAAGGACAUCCGGCAGAUCGCCGAGAACCAGAACGGCGCCGGCAUCAAGCCCACGUGCAACCGGCUCUCGGGCAAGCAGUGCGAAAGCUACCCGUGCAAGAACAAGGGCGUGUGCAAGGAGGGCUGGAACCGCUUCAUCUGCGACUGCACCGGCACCGGCUACUGGGCGCGGACCUGCGAGAGAGAGGCGUCCAUCUUGAGCUUCGACGGCAGCAUGCACAUGAAGGUGGUGAUGCCGUCGGUGAUGCACACCGAGGCGGAGGACGUGUCCCUGCGCUUCAUGUCGCAGCGGGCCUAUGGCCUGCUUAUGGCCACCACCUCCCGCGACUCCGCAGACACCCUCCGCCUCGAGCUCGACGGCAGCCGCGUCAAGCUCACGGUCAACUUAGACUGUAUCAGGAUAAACUGUAACUCCAGCAAAGGACCCGAGACCCUGUAUGCCGGGCAAAAGCUCAAUGACAAUGAGUGGCAUACCGUGCGUGUGAUCCGAAGGGGUAAAAACUACAAGCUCUGGGUUGACGACGACGUAGCUGAAGGUCAGAUGGCAGGCGACCACACACGGCUGGAGUUCCACAACAUCGAGACGGGCGUGAUGACGGAGCGCCGCUUCGUCUCCAUGAUCCCGUCCAGCUUCAUUGGCCACCUGCAGAGCCUUAAGUUCAACGGCAUGCUCUACAUCGACCUGUGCAAGAACGGCGACAUCGACUUCUGCGAGCUCAACGCCCGCUGAAUGCGCUCCAUCAUCGCUGACCCCGUGACCUUUAAGACCAAGACCAGCUAUCUGAGCCUGCCCACCCUGCAGGCCUACGCCUCCAUGCACCUCUUCUUCCAGUUCAAGACCACCUCCCCCGACGGCUUCAUCCUCUUCAACAGUGGAGAUGGCAACGAUUUCAUAGCAGUUGAGCUGGUGAAGGGGUACAUCCAUUAUGUCUUUGACCUUGGCAACGGCCCCAAUGUCAUUAAGGGCAACAGUGACAGGGUCCACGACAACCAGUGGCACAAUGUGGUCAUCACCCGCGACAACAACAACGUCCACACUCUGAAGGUCGACGCCAAGGCCGUGAGUCAAGCAGUCAACGGGGCCAAAAACCUGGACCUGAAAGGUGACCUCUUUAUCGCUGGACUGGGGCCCGGCAUGUACAACAGCCUUCCCAAGCUGGUGGCCUCUCGGGACGGCUUCAAAGGCUGUCUGGCGUCAGUGGACCUGAACGGGCGGCUCCCGGACCUGAUUAACGACGCACUGUUCCGCAGCGGGCAGAUCGAGCGUGGAUGCGAAGGUCCUAGCACCACGUGCCAGGAGGACUCGUGCGCCAACAUGGGCAUCUGUAUCCAACAGUGGGAGAACUACACCUGCGACUGCUCCAUGACGUCCUACACCGGCACGAACUGCAACGAUCCUGGAACCACGUACAUCUUCGGCAGAGGAGGAGGUCAGAUCAUGUUCAGCUGGCCGGCCAACGAGAGGCCCAGUACGCGCACGGACCGACUGACCGUGGGGUUCAGCACAUCGCUCAAAGACGGCAUCCUGGUGCGCAUAGACAGCGCCGAGGGCCUGGGAGACUACAUCAUGCUUCACAUCGAGCAAGGCAAGAUCGGAGUCACGUUCAACAUCGGGAUGGAUGACAUUCUUGUGAAGGAGAACAGCAUCCCUGUCAAUGAUGGCAAAUAUCACGUGGUCCGCUUCAUCAGAAAUGGGGGUAACGCAACACUACAAGUGGACAACUGGGCCAUCAAUGAACACUUCCCCGCAGGGAACAGCGAUAACGAACGGCUGCAAAUGGUAAAUAAGAAAAUCCCGUUCAAAAUGCAGAGAAAUGUAGAGGAGUGGCUACAAGAAAAAGGCCGGCAGCUAACCAUCUUUAACACCCAGGCCACCAUUACGAUCGGUGGCUCUGACCGCAGACGGCCCUUCCAGGGCCAGCUCUCGGGGCUCUACUACAACGGCCUGAAGGUGCUCAACAUGGCCGCCCAGGGGAACCCCAACAUCCGCAUCAACGGCAGCGUGCGCCUGGUGGGGGACACCGGGGGGACACGCACCACCGCCCUCCCACCCGAGAUGUCCACCACCUUCAUCGAGACCACCACCACCAUGUCCACCACCACCACGAGGAAGCCUCGCUCACCCCCCACCAUACAGGUUCUGAAGGACAAAGACAAGCUGAAGCAGACCACGGAGGACAUUGUGUCAUCGGCAGAAUGUUCCAGCGAUGACGAGGACCUGGAGGAGUGCGACUCAGGCCAUGCAGGUGGGCUAGAUAAGACCUUGUCCACGUCGGCUUUUGAAGGUGGCUACAAAGUUCACGCGCCUAAGUGGGACGCCAAGGACUUUAGACCUAACAAAGCCUUCGAAUCUGGUAGGACUACCACUACUACAACGGCCGCGUCUCUAAGCCCCAAGCUGAGUCGCGCUGGUGCAGGCGCAGGUGCGCCCGCGUCCCCUCCACCCGAGAAGCGACCCAAGCUGCCCGCGGGCAAAAUGAAUAACCGAGAUCUUAAGCCCCAGCCAGACGUAGUCUUGCUUCCGUUGCCCACGUCCUUUGAGGUAGACAGCACCAAGCUGAGGAGCUCGCUAAUAACCACCCCCAUGUUCCGCACUGUACCCACAGCAAUCCCCACGGAGCCGGGCGUCAGAAGGGUUCCGGGGGCCUCCGAGGUGGUCCGUGAAUCUAGCAGCACCACGGGGAUGGUCGUCGGGAUAGUUGCUGCUGCCGCUUUGUGCAUCCUUAUUCUCCUGUACGCUAUGUACAAGUACAGGAACAGGGACGAGGGAUCUUACCAGGUGGACGAGACCAGGAAUUACAUCACUAACUCAGCACAGUCAAACGGAGCCGUCAUGAAGGACAAACAGUCGAGUUCGAAAAGCAGCAACAAGAAACAGAAAAACAAGGACAAGGAGUAUUACGUGUGAAUGGCAAAGUGUUGCGUCAAGAAAAAAGAAAAAAAAAGAGAGAGAGAGAGAGAGAGAGAGAGAGAGAGAGAGAGAGAGAGAGAGCAAAUACAUUUUAAAACAAUUCUAUCCUGUCGGGAGUUGCAAUUUUAAGAAAGGAAAGAAGUUUCUGCCAGAGCUGUGCUGAGACGUUGAACUAUGACAUGGACUGUAAUAUAAAGCACACUUACUAUUGUAAGAAUACCAAGAUGGUACAUAGAAACAUUAGUGACCUUAUUCUUCUAUUUGGUCAGAGACGUUAUCAGUGUAGAAUAUUUCACGGCAACAUCAUAAUCCUAAGUGACUUUUAGAGGUAUGUGAUCCAUGGCGUAAAUCUUGUUUUUGUAUUCCUGUACAAAAAAGGAGAAAAUUAUUUCGGCCAUUUCAAGCAUGUAAGUGACACAUAGUGCUGGCAAUUUUACAAAUGUGGGAUGAAAAAGAAGAGUAAUGAUAAGGACUCCUGCCAAAAAAAAAAAAAAUCUAAUGAAACUUUGUAUUGUUUAUACAUUAUAUGUGAUGUCUGAUAUGAUUUGUUUGCUCUCUGCAAAAAUAAGAGAAAAAUGUAUUCAAUAAUACCAAGUUAGAAAGGACAGAUUAGUGGAACACUGUCACCCAAAAAAGAUUCUCUUAAUUGUAUGAUGACUGUAACUUUGGCCAUGUUGGUGGGGAGAGCUAGUUGGUGUCUCUCUUUGUCUCAGUAAAGCGACUGAUUGUAAAUGCAUGUCAUCUUUAAGCUACAGUAAACUGUGUUCAACUUGGCUUGAACAAAUCCACCAGACCAGACAGUGAAUCAUCAGAUGACUCUUUCGCCCUCAAAAGUGACAACAAGAAAAAGAAAAAGAAAAGAAAGAGUCCCUGGAAAAGAUCUAUUUUUCUUUGCUACCAGUGCUGGUCCUUUCUCAGUCGUAUGUGUGUUGGUCCAUCUUCUCUUGUUCUUUUUUAUGAAGCUGUAUGGUGCAGGACUGGAACAGAACUAUAACACUGUUAAGGAUGUCUAUUCAGAAAUAAAUCCAAUGUGAAAAGUGUGAAUUCUAUCUGUUGUCACAGUCAACUGCGUCAUAAAAAAAAAAAGGCUGAACAAAUUUGUUUACAUAUUUUAUGAAAUUAUAGCAGUUGUACCUUGUAGGUAGAUAUUGUAUAUAACACCUAUGUUACGUUUUUUCAGUAGUUCGGCUGAAAGAACAGACCUUUGAGCUUACUGUGUGUGUUUCAUGACAAGACUCUUGAACUUUUACACAGAUGAAGACUUCAGUAUGAAUAAAAAGGAAAGACAUGCCCAUAAUUUCUGAGAAGAGUUGUGAGGAAUGCGAGGUUAGACAGCAAAGCUUUCUUGCAGACAUGUCUGACACGCAUGAAUAUGAAAUUGACUACAAACAUCAAAGACAAGACACCCUUCCUAACGGUGUGAAGUCACUGUUGUUGUCAGUCAUUUUUAUUCCAAUAAGAAUUGACAGAACUGAAAAUACAUGCAAACUAUUUGGGAUGCAAAGUGAUUUCAUACAUCAUAUUCUGCCAACACGCAGUGCUUAUUACCUCAACUUAGGACAAAACAACCUCCUGCUUCCUGCAUUCAUGUGUCGUGUCAAUCACUCAAGUCAUCUCUUUUUUUUAAUCAUUUAUGAAUAUACCUUAUUACUGUUACAUGUAUUGACAUUGCAUUACCGUUUGACUUUUUGCUAUCCAAUUUUUACUAUCUGUUUAUUUAAUUUUGUUGACUUUACACAUCAUGUUUGUUUACAUAUUUGUUUAGGUUUCAUUUAAAAACAGUUAUUUAAAUAAAGCAUUCCACAGAAAUUGUUUACAAGUUUGUCAUGAUCUCUUAGUAAGAGUUCUUGUGUAUAUCAUGAUUUGUUUGCUGGAGCCUUUUUGUUGGUUUGUUUGUUAGUUUGUCUGUUUGUUUAGUCCACAGGGGCAGCAUUCACUCUUACUUUUAUAUGUUCAUCAAUGUAAACCUGCAGUUUACAUUACAGUUGUGGUAAGAUAUAGAAUCUAUAGGUGUAGAGUGUUUAGAAGCAAGAUGCAGAUUUUUUCUCAUCGAGACAACUUGUGAGAAUGUGACAGGUAGAAGUAUUUAGAGGUGGAUAUGGAAGCAUUAGCAAACAUUACCGAUAUUGGCCUGCUGACUUUGGUCAAACUCAGACGUGUCUUACCGUACUCAAACCGAGUAAGUCCGAUGAACCGGCCAGUAAACACUUAAAGCAGUGGUUCAUGGACGUUUGAGUUGUCAGGCCCUGAGAUCUGGCUGUCAGAUCAAACAUACUGUGAAUUCACGAUGGGAUGAGCACACUUACUCUAAAGAAGAGUAUAGACUUCAUUACACUCUUACCUCGAGAGACCAUCUCAUCUCCCAUGCGAAACCGAGUAUGCCAGGGAAGAACUCCAGUAAGGUAGAUACUAGUUUUCCUCAAGGAAACGGACGGACAGAGUGGGAGUUUCGGCCUUACUAAAGUUAGAGGGCAACAAGCCCUUGCCUCCAACUGAUGACUGUUAUUUUUGUAUAAUUCAGAAUCUAGAGUAUUUAGAAAAAAAAAUAGUUAUAGCUGUAUAGAUAUAAAUGAAUCGCCAUGCACUAUAAAGACUCAUUCUAUGCUAUUGAGCCCUCUGUGACCAUUUCGUUUUUAUAGGGUUGUGUGCUGAUGUUGCUUCCAAAUCUCCCAUACUUCAUUUUCUUGCAUUUCUUCAAGAAACAGUGCUGAUAACUGUAACAUUCUCUGCGUGGUGAAUUAUUGACAAUCAUGGCAUUAUCUCUUGAAUAUCUCUUAACAAAUGAUCAAUAUUUUUAUUUUCACUGCUGUCAUUGUUUUGUAUUGUUGGUUCGUUCAUUGUAAUCAGUUUUCCAGGCUGCUAUAGUAACUAUGUUAAAAUUGCAAUUGCAGCUUUACGUCAGCAAAAUAUAACCUUGUCAAGUGAAUGUCAGAUGUUAUACAAGGCAAGUAUUAAAUGCAUGUGCAAUAUGCUUAAUGCAGUGCUUUUAAAUGGAAACAAAUCAAGAUGAAAUAUAAUAAAUAUGUUUAUUCUUUCUUCUGAUCA